Naegleria lovaniensis is the source of this 663-nucleotide messenger RNA. RefSeq lists its product as uncharacterized. Bases 1 to 663 code for a protein of 220 amino acids. NCBI's taxonomy places the organism in Eukaryota, Heterolobosea, Eutetramitea, Acrasida, Naegleriidae. The record is from RefSeq and is a predicted model, not a curated record. The transcript has a single exon.
AUGCCAAUUCAACACCACUUUACACGUAGUGAAAAUAUAGCUCUUCCCUCUGAUGCAUCGGGAUGGAAAUGGGCGACUGGAGCUGCAGAAAAUCUUACUAUCAAGAAAGAUGAUCAGUCUCUUGAGAUUAAGAUGAAAACCUCUCCGAAAGGCGAUUACUGGAGAAAAACUCAUUACGAUUUUAUACAUGAUGAUGGAAACUUUUUAUAUUUAAAUCGUGAUGAUAUCAAGACGAAUCAGAAUUUUGAAAUUCAAGUAAAAUUUAAAGGAGAUUAUCAAAAAUUAUAUGAUCAAGCUGGUAUUAUGAUUCGAGUUGAUGAGAAAAAUUGGAUCAAGACUGGUAUUGAGUUUGUGAAUAAUGUAAAAUAUGCAAGUGCUGUUGUUACAAGAGAUUUCAGUGACUGGUCAACUAGCCCAGUACAUUUUGAUAAUGAAUCAUGGUUUACUAUUCGCGUUGAGUUAGUGAAAGGAGAUGUUAAAGUGGAAUAUAGUCUUGAUGAUGGAGCCACUUUUCAUUUACUUAGAAUAGCUCAUCUUUUUGACAUCAAUACAGAAAGUGAAAACACCAUACUUCAAUUGGGAAUUUUUGCUUGCUCGCCCACGAAUGAAGAUGGAGUUUCAAUUGAAUUUAAGGAUUUAACAAUUAAGCAAUUAAUAUUGUAG